Kalmanozyma brasiliensis GHG001 is the source of this 1593-nucleotide messenger RNA. RefSeq lists its product as uncharacterized. The record is from RefSeq and is a predicted model, not a curated record. The transcript has a single exon. Lineage: Eukaryota; Fungi; Basidiomycota; Ustilaginomycetes; Ustilaginales. The coding region runs from base 1 to 1593 and encodes 530 amino acids.
AUGAUGCACUCAAGAGGUUUUGUCCUCUCCGAAAACCAGGCCUUCGCCGGUCAGACUCGAACACCCGGUCCUUCGCGCUUGCAUGCCUCGCCCACGCGCAAGAACAUGACCACAGGCAAGAAGGCGCUGGGCCAGUCCUCGAAGCUGACUGGACAAGAUCUCAACUCGGCAGGGCCCAAACAGCUCUUUGGCGAUCUCAAAGCGUCGCAGUCUCCCGUCAAGGCGCUUGGAAACCGCAACGCUUCCAAGACGCCCGGCCCGUCUCGCUUGGCGCCUGGCAAACAGGAUGCAUCGGCUGGCAAGGGCAAAGGGGCAUCAGGGAGCACUCUCGACUCAUCGCCCACCAAGAAGGGGUCAUCCGAGCUGAGUCCACGCAAAGCAAGCACCUCGAACGCGCUGCGAUCUCUCAAUGGCAAGCAGCGACAGACGACGGAUCUGCCCUUCUCCAAGCCGGGUCAGAACUCGAGCAGCGGGAACGAUGCUUCAAGCACAAUGUUGAUGAAAACACCCGCUCCGUCGCAGCUUGGCAAGGCAAGGGCAAUGAGCCGACAGAACAGCUUUGUCACUCCGGCCGCCAACGUCGGAAGAGCCGGCGCGAUCAAAGCACGCAUGGGCGAAAUGAUGGAUGCAGAGAUGGGUCUGUCGCUGCAGAAGGGAGACAACGCCACGGAACAGGUGACCCAACAGCCAGCGGUGCAGAUGACCGAAGAGGAAAUGUAUCCCGAGAUCGAGUACAUGCCGCCCAGCCACCACGCCAAGCAUCCGGUCUUCGAGUUCCCUGAUGAGCUCGACGAUCUGCCCAGGGCAAAGGAGCUCGGCGCUCAGCUUUCCCGCUUCUCAGCGAUCGGACUUCGGGCGGCUGGUCCUGAUGACCUGAGCGAUGUCGAAGUCACGCCGAUGGAAGAGCUCAUGGACAAUGAUCUGGUGCCGCCGACGCCGACGACGGAUAGUGACGACGACGACCCGUGGCCAGACGUGCCGGUGACAGAAGAGAUCGCCGUCCAGCAGAAGGCACCUUCUGCUCGAUCCACAACCGUUGCUGUCAACGCAGGCAGCAAAGUUGCACAACGUCCGCUCACGAUGGCUCGACCUCUGGCAACGGGGGCCGGCGUCCGCACUAGUAUCGCUCAGAGGGGUCCCGUCAGCUCGAGCAUCCGACCGUCUGCCACCAGCUCGACCACCGCAACUUCGCGCGCAGUGCCGGGCAAAGCCACGCCCAAGCCGGUUGUACGAUCCACUGGCCUUCAGCGGUCCAUCGCAUCAGCGCCAGGCAGUCGACCUGUCUCCUCGACUCCAACUACCACAGCAAGAAGUGCAAAUCUCCCUCGGUCGUCGGCGAAUGUCGCCCGUUCAGCAUCAUCCGUCAGCGGCGCUGCGACUCGACCGCUGAAGGCAGCUAACACGAGCUCUGCUCUCAGACCAGCACAACAACCUUCUGCUGCACCCAGGACCAAGCUCAAUCCCAAGCUGAUUGAUUUUGUAGACGACGAUUUGGGCAAGCAGACAGCAGCGGCGCUCGAUCGUAUGAAUGCCGACGAGGUUCUCGAGCCGCUCCAGCUGGACCUGGGCGAAGUGUCAGAACUCGAGGCUUAG